This is a messenger RNA of Suillus clintonianus, 1080 nucleotides long. RefSeq names its product mitochondrial carrier domain-containing protein. The coding region runs from base 66 to 1049 and encodes 327 amino acids. Gene Ontology annotation, cellular component: mitochondrial inner membrane. The transcript is spliced from 5 exons. The record is from RefSeq and is a predicted model, not a curated record. Gene Ontology annotation, biological process: transmembrane transport. Lineage: Eukaryota; Fungi; Basidiomycota; Agaricomycetes; Boletales; Suillaceae.
GGUAAGUAACACAUCCUCCGCGCUCACAUGAGUGUGUCCAGUACAUAACCACAGCUGGUGUAUUCAUGAGUUCUACUGUCUCUCACCAGCGAGACAAACGCUCACUCGACUAUGCUAUUCGAUCUGGAAUUGCUGGUGGUUUGGCAGGAUGUGUCGCAAAGACAGCAGUCGCACCUCUUGAUAGAGUUAAGAUCCUUUUCCAAGCUUCAAACCCUGAUUUCCAGAAAUACGCUGGAACUUGGAGUGGAGCAUAUCGAGCCGGACUCGCAAUAUACAGAGAUGGAGGUGCAAGAGGAUUGCUUCAAGGUCACUCAGCGACUCUUCUCCGCAUAUUUCCGUACGCGGCCAUAAAGUUUAUGGCCUAUGACCAAUGGAGAGUGCUUUUAAUACCGACUAGGGAUAAAGAAACGAAUUUCCGACGGUUUACUGCAGGUGCUCUUGCAGGCUUGACCUCCGUUACUUUCACCUAUCCACUCGAGUUGGUCCGCGUACGCAUGGCGUUCCAUAGUCGACUAUCCAGUAAUUUCGCCGGCCAAACGCGCCCCUCCUUCCUCCGAGCUAUGCGCGUCAUAUAUAACGAAGGUUCCACUCCUUCCCCUACAACGCGGACCACGACAGCGCACAUUUUUGAGCGCUUCCCCAUUCUCAAGUUUUAUCGUGGCUUCACCGUGACCAUGGUGGGCAUGAUCCCCUACGCCGGCACGGCAUUUCUUACUUGGGACUUCUUGCGCGCACAUUUCUACCCAGCCAUCGAUGAGCACUCCAAACGACCUCACUCCUUGGCAAAUCUUGCCAUUGGCGCUGUUUCUGGUGCAAUUUCGCAGACUGUAUCAUACCCCUUUGAAGUCGUUCGUCGGCGAAUGCAAGUCGGGGGGUUGACUACACCAGAUCGGUGGCUACGGUGGGGAGAGACCGUACACGCUGUUUACGCAAGUGGGGGCUGGAGAGGUUUCUAUGUUGGAUUAGGAAUAGGUUACUUGAAGAUCAUACCCAUGACUGCCAUUAGUUUUGCUGUUUGGCAGGGAGGCAAGAGUCUGCUGGGUGUUUAGAGGUUAUAACAAGCCUUAUUUCAUCACUACA